CACACACAGCAAAGCUUGCAGAUCAUCCAAUCAACUUCUCACACGGCCUCAUACAGAUCUACAGGGACACCGAGCAACAGAGAACAAGAGAUUACAUUUAAUAUAAACACCAGGGGUACCAUGGUUCGAACAUUGAACAAUAUGGAGGAGCUGAGAGGUUCAGGUUUUGGUCGUCCCUGGCCGAGGCACGGACUCAAGCUCCUUUUCUGGUUUGCCAACGAUUACAUCGUCUUUGACAACGACAACCAGAUGUUUGCAAAUUACGACCCCGAAGAGGGACACUUUGGUUUCCAUCACUUCCGCAACAGACUUGAGUGUGAAAACAACGUCUGCAAGAGGCUGCUUCCUGAUGAUGGCUACCCAUUCUAUGAGGUGGGCAACCUCCACCUCACAGCAGCUUAUUCCAUGCCUAAUUAUGUCAGGAAGUACAACACUGGUGACAUAGAUACCAGCAACAUGGACCGCCUCAUUAUCAGUAUGCGUCCAGACAUGACAGUGGAUAGGGUCUAUGUGACCCAGCACGAGGACCUGAGGAGCUUCGACCCGGUCAACACCUAUCGCAUCAGCAGGGGGUUGCUCAUGAUCAUAUGCGGCCAUCCAUUCGCGGACAUGUCAUUUAGGAACUUCCUGGAACAGGCGGGCUAUUCUACCUACGAGCCAAUGAGAUACAUCGAUCAGUGUUCUAGUACCGCCCAAAUCGAAUUCCCAAGCCCCGCCCCCAGGGAGUCUAGAGAUACCAGAAUGAAUAUAGAAGUUGGAUCCAGAGCUCCACCCAGAGCUGCACCAGGCUUCUGGGAAAGCUGCUGUACCAUGCUGUUAUAUAUAUUUUUUUAUUUUUUUUUAUUUUUAUUUUUUAUUCACCUUUAUUUA
This is a messenger RNA of Oncorhynchus mykiss (rainbow trout), 870 nucleotides long. NCBI's taxonomy places the organism in Eukaryota, Metazoa, Chordata, Actinopteri, Salmoniformes, Salmonidae. The record is from RefSeq and is a predicted model, not a curated record.